AUGCGCUCGAUCAGAGGGGGAGAAAGAGCCGCCGAGGAGGGCAGAAACACAAGUGAGGGGCAAGUCUUUUUCUACGACAGCACCAGGAACGGCUCGGGAAGAAACCAACGGUGUCGACUGGGCUGGGAUGGAGCUGAGCAUUUCCAUUCUGAGCCGUGAAAGCAGCCUUUUCGUGGCGUCCAUCUAGAGUCGGCGGCAUUUAGCGCAGGGUCGGGGGGCAGUUUGCUGUUCGGUCCCGGGUGUUUGAGCCCGUAUGAAUCUGUUGCUAGCAGCGCUCCGAUGCUAGUUAGCCCCGCUGCUAAGCAGCUAGCCAAGACUGCGAGUCAAUUGUGUCGGAGAUUUCUUCAUUACAUUUAAAAAUUGUUACACUCAUUUAACACUCUCGGGAAUAAUUUCUCCCGUUGAGUUUUUUGUUUUCCUGAGUGACAAGACGUUAAUAAGCCAUCGGCAGAGUUUCUAUUUCGAUUUAUUUUCAACAGAGACUUUUUUUCUCUCUCUAUUAGCUUGUUAGCCGCUCGGGUUGGUUUAGUCCAGCUUGUUAGUAGUGUCGCUCCAUAUACCGAGAUUUCUGUCACCCAGAACAGCCCCCUGACAAAAAGACAGUGCUGAGUGUUUGUUUUUUUAUAUUAUUGUAAGCUUUAAAUUGUUUCAAGAGCCGAUGAGAUGCCGCGCGUGGGAUACUUCAUGUUUCCAGGGACGCUUUUAUUUUCAUGUUAGAUCGCUCCGGUGGGGGUUUAUGUUUUUGCAUCAGUGCUGGUGUUAAAUACUAAAAUUUACCAGGCAUUGCAUGUGAUCUGGUCUCUUUUCUUUCUUGCAUAGAUCCAUGCAUACUGGUUAUCCAUUCUAUAAACAUCAUCCACGCGUCAAUUUAGCGAAAGGACAUUUCAGAUUGCUUAAUUGUUUUUAUACAGUCUUUCGUUAGGCUCCACGUUUUAUAUUCGCGUUGGUGGCGGUACAUGAUCGGCAGAGCUGGUCGUUGCGCGGCUCUUGAACGUUUUCGUUGGUUUUGCGGUGGAGAUUUUGCUUCAAGUAUUAUGGAUGAUCAGACCCGAAUGCUGGCUAGCAUAGGCGGACUCGGCGGACUCUCUCAAGCCGACGUCGGUGACCCCGAUUCGGUUCGGAAGCAGCAAUCCCUCGGUCAGCCGCAGCAAGACAUUGGGGAUAUUCUCCAGCAGAUCAUGGCCAUCACCGAUGAGAGCCUCGACGAAGCCCAGGCGAGAUGCUGGCCAGAGGAGGCACCGGCGCAGUGGACCCCACAGAGGGAGGGGGAGCUGGGGGGGAGCACAGCAGGGUGUGUCCUGCCGCUCAACUUCCAGCACAGGAAACAUGCCCUGAACUGCCACAGAAUGAAGCCGGCUCUCUUCAGUGUUUUGUGCGAGAUCAAAGAAAAAACUGUGCUGAGCAUCAGAGGUGUACAGGAGGAGGACCCCCCAGAUCCUCAGAUCAUGCGCCUGGAUAACAUGCUGCUGGCUGAGGGUGUGUCUGGACCUGAGAAGGGCGGUGGCUCUGCGGCAGCGGCCGCAGCUGCAGCGGCGGCUGGAGGAUCGCCCAACGAUGGCAGCAUCGAACACUCCGACUACAGAGCCAAACUCGCACAGAUUCGCCAGAUCUACCACUCUGAACUAGAGAAAUACGAACAGGCUUGCAGUGAGUUCACCAAUCAUGUGAUGAACCUGCUGAGGGAGCAGUCCCGUACGCGGCCCAUCUCACCCAAAGAGAUCGAGCGCAUGGUGGCCAUCAUCCACCGCAAAUUCAGCUCCAUCCAGAUGCAGCUCAAGCAGAGCACCUGUGAGGCUGUCAUGAUCCUGCGCUCCCGCUUCCUCGAUGCCAGACGCAAGAGACGCAACUUCAAUAAGCAAGCAACAGAGGUGCUGAAUGAGUAUUUCUACUCUCACCUCUCCAACCCUUACCCCAGUGAAGAAGCCAAGGAAGAGUUGGCUAAGAAGUGCGGGAUCACUGUCUCUCAGGUCUCGAAUUGGUUUGGCAACAAGAGAAUUCGGUACAAGAAGAACAUUGGUAAGUUCCAGGAGGAAGCAAACCUGUACGCCGUUAAAACAGCAGUGGACGCUGCCAAUGUGUCAGCACAGGCCAGCCAGGCAAACUCCCCAGCAACACCCAACUCAGGUGGAUAUCCUGCACCGUGCUACACACCUGACGGCAGGCUAUGAAGAUCUGUCAGGAAGUCCUCUUUACACCCCACACCGUCUAGAUGCUAACAACAGCUGGCAAGACAACACAAACCCCUCUUCUGUCACCUCUCCACCAGGACCACCUGGCAGCAUCCACUCAGACACCUCCAGCUAAUUCAGCUCACACUACAGUCACUGAUACACACACCCAACAUCUCAUUAUCCAGACUCGCCCUGUUCUUCCACUCGUAACAUUAGUCCUUCAAUCUAACAUUUGUCAAAGGUCUUCCAUAGUCCUCACUCCCACUUUCUCUUGGUGUGCCAGGAUUCUCAAACUGAACCAGACUGAUUGAAACACAUGCACUCCCAUGCACACACGCUCGCUCCUCUCGAGCAAAAGAUGCAGCAAGUUUUGCAGCAGCUGAAUGACUUCAGUGUCUGAUCACGUUACUGAAGCUCUCGCCGACGAUGUGUCACAGAGGGCGCCGAAUAAAAGACACGUCUUCAUCAUUCUUCUAUGAGGAAAACACAGGGUGGACACUCUACGCCCAACUCAAUGUUAAAAUUCCUGUUCUGACCUGUCAUAAUGGAGAUUACACAACCCUCCUCGCUUGUACCAAAGUGCUGUCAGUGGUUGUCGCACCUUCCGCUCGUCGAAGAACAACCUCAGACAACUAAACAGUGAAGUCGCCAUUCAAAUCCUCUUUAGUCCACGUUUGCAUUUUUAAUAUCGUUUCCGUGCUCUGCAUUACUGCUUCAGUGAGGAAAAUUAUGUAUUAAUGUCUUUAAGCGUUUAAGCUGUCCUCCAUUGUUCAACGUUGUGUUAAGCACAAAUCUUUAUCAAUAACACUUUUACCUGGUGGUCGGAUGGAGAGAAAUCCAUCUGCGUAAAGGUACACUGGACAUUGAACAUUUUAAAUUGAUCACAGUACAGUUUGGUAUGAAAAACGAGAGAUCUGCAGUUGGAAGAAUGAGGGGGAGUUUUUGAUGUGCGAUUGCUGGCUAAAUUUUUUCUCAGCGUCACUCAGUGUCUUUGUUCCUUAACCUUUUUAAUAGUUUAGCUAGUUGUAUAUUUCCUGCAGUUUUCCCCCACAAAGAAUGCACCAGCCACUGAAUAAGACACUUGACUUAACAAGAACUUGACCUUGUGUUAGGAAAGGGGGGGGGUGUAGGUGGAGUAUUAGCUUGGAUUGUGGGUGGGUAUUAGAAAUAUUUUUAAAGGGAACGAAUAAGAUAUUCCACUGUCUUCCAUGCAUGUAGGGUGUUGAGAUGUUUUAGUGAUUCCAUUUAACCUGUUGGUUCUAACUUUUUAACAAAAAAAGAUUAUAAAAGGGAGAGGAUAUACAGUAAAAAACAGACCAAAUAAAGAAACGAGCAACUAAGUCAAUGAAAACAAGACAAGUAUUCAUACGCCGCACGUCAAACUGCCCAAUGCGGCGCUCUGGGCUGGUGUUUCUAUGGUACUUUCACAUUUUCCUACUAGGUAGCCAUGCACGGUUUCACUGAACACAUUGACCACAAGUACCUGAAAACAUUUUUGAGGAAGCCGUAGCAACCUGGCUACGAUUGUAACCUGUAUUGUUCCGAACCAGUAAUUCUGACUACAAGAAUUGUUCUCUAAAACGUGAAAUGUGCUAGUUACAAACAUCAAGGUUUUUUUCAUUUGCCGUUUGUCCUUUGGCCUCUCAUGUUACUAUGUUGUGUGUGUUUUUAUAAGGGUUGGGUUGUCUUGUCGCUCACUUUGCUGUGCUUUUGAACUGAUUGUAUUGUAUGUGCAAUUGAAAGCACCUGUUCCUUGGGGAAAGAAUGCUGUCCUUUUUGUUGCCUACAAUUUCUCUAAACAAAGGAACUCUUGUUUUAAAAAAAACAUUAUUUCGUAAUCUGUUAACAUAGCCAAGCAACAAGGGCUUUUCUCCUUUCAAAUUUAACCAAAAAUAAGCACUGGAUGUGUUGUGAUUUUAAACAGACAGACUAAAGCUAAGGCUGAGGAACAUUAAAUGAAUUUCUAUUUACUUUUUCCAGACAAACUAUUUGUAUUCCGGAACUAUGAUUUAUUUGUUUUUUUGUGGCUUUCUUCCCAACUUUACCUUUAGUAGUGGAAGCACCAGGGCUUUUUGAUAUAUGAAUGGAAAUUCUAUAUAUUAAAGGACUUAACAUUGAAAUGUAAAUUGGGGUAUUGUUUAUAUGUACACACCGAGAAACAAACUCUGAGGCGCUUUUCAAGGUAUUAUUCAGAUCAUUGUGUCCUCUAUAGAUUACUGUUAGUUCAUAUGGAUAUCUUUAACUAAUGCUAUUACUACACCAAAUUUCAUUGUUUUCUUUUCCUAUCAGUCAUCUAUGGAUGUCACUGUACAGAUUGUGGAAUGUUUCAGUGUAUUUCUCUUUGUAUGCUUAUUAUUAUUUUAUUUUUUUUAUUGCUGGGGGUUUUGGAUUUACUCGUGAGCAAUUUGUUAGUCUUUGUAAUAUUCAUUUUAGCAUUUUCAGUUACAUUUUUAUUUCAAUUGAGUCUGUGUUAUUUUGUGUGGUUUUGUCAGAGCCGGUAGCAUUUGUUUGUGGUGCCGUGGAAAUUCACACUCGUUUUUAUUUCACUACUAAUUGACAGCUAAGAAAUUGAUGGAAUAAAAAGCAUAAUUGUAGUGGCUAGUGAUUGCUAACAGAUAUAUUACUCUAAACAUAACUAUAGAAAAGACUUUAAUCUGGUAAUUAGCUGUUGGAGUUCCGGAAUGUGCGACAUGUAUGCCGAGGUGGAUUCCACCGCACCAAAUCAAAUGAUAUCAGUGAUCUUUUUUUUUUUCUAAAUUUGUAUCAUUAUUUUAUUAGAAUUGUAGUACACGCUUCCUUCUGUAUUCACCGUGCUCUCCCUCUUCUCUACCUCUCCUCCUCUCUCUAUUUCACUUGUAUAUAAACCCCACCAUUUUCAGACUUGGUCGUCUGUAUAAACUCCUUUUAUACCUCAACUUUAGAACUGUUCUAGUGAGAGAGAAAAAAAAAAGAAAUAUGAGAAAAUUGUAGUGUUCCUUAUUAGAAAAACAAAAACUAAUAAAAUAAUCUAGUGUGCUUUUGA
Messenger RNA from Xyrauchen texanus (razorback sucker), 5193 nucleotides. RefSeq names its product pre-B-cell leukemia transcription factor 1-like. Gene Ontology annotation, biological process: embryonic organ development; eye development; brain development. The coding region runs from base 957 to 2168 and encodes 403 amino acids. Gene Ontology annotation, cellular component: nucleus. NCBI's taxonomy places the organism in Eukaryota, Metazoa, Chordata, Actinopteri, Cypriniformes, Catostomidae. Gene Ontology annotation, molecular function: RNA polymerase II cis-regulatory region sequence-specific DNA binding; DNA-binding transcription factor activity, RNA polymerase II-specific. The transcript has 9 exons. The record is from RefSeq and is a predicted model, not a curated record.